This is a messenger RNA of Misgurnus anguillicaudatus (oriental weatherfish), 3305 nucleotides long. It is a transcript of the gene arhgef33, whose product is annotated as Rho guanine nucleotide exchange factor (GEF) 33. Lineage: Eukaryota; Metazoa; Chordata; Actinopteri; Cypriniformes; Cobitidae. The record is from RefSeq and is a predicted model, not a curated record. Gene Ontology annotation, molecular function: guanyl-nucleotide exchange factor activity.
GUUAAUAUGCCUCAAGGAAUGUUUUAGAGUUUCUUAUAAAAUGAAAAAUUGGUCUUAAAGGUCCUGUUCUUCCUGUGCUUUUGAAGUUUUGAUUGUGUUUACAAUGUGCAAUAUAACACGUGUUCACAUUUCACAUGUAAAAAAACGCAGUAUUUUUCACACAAUUUACUUAUCUGUAUACCUCCGUUUUCACUGUCCUAAAAACGGGCUGAUGUCUUCCUUGUUCGGUGAAGUCCCUCUUUCAGAAAUACGUAACGAGUUCUGAUUGUGUAGUUUGUUUAGGGUGUUGUGAUUCAACAGCAGUAUAGUCGUUUGAGCCAAAGCUGGCGAGUGAUGUAUUCCCCUGUGUGUGGGGUUUAGUCAAAAACUGUUUUAUUGACAUCAUUCAACCGGGAAGUAAAGGGGUGUAGUCCACACCGGCCAUUCGCUGUAGGCUUUGAAAGGGGAAUUCUGUUAAAGAAAAUAAAUCACCUGGCAGUGAACUUUAAGCUUUAUCAUUUUGAAGGUAUUUUAAUGCUCUAACAGCAACAUUACACACUAACUAAAAUGAGAUCAGGAAGAAUGUGACCUUUAAAGGUUGAAGAGGAAAUUUAAUUGGAGCCAUAAAAAUGCAAACAGAUGACUCUGUCAAUUUCUCUCCCAUUAAUCCAUCCACUUACUGUAAAACAAGGCAUCUUUUUGUCCUCAACUUCAUCAGACUCACAUGAUUCAAAGAGGAGGGGUAAAAGGAUAAAGGAAAGUACAGACGUGAAGCUAAGAAAAAGUGAAGUGUAAUACAGAAACAGUAAUUCAAAGUUCAGAUUCUCCAUUACUAGCAAUAUUACAAUUUGAAAUACUCAAGAUUCAGCAUCAAAUCUACACUUUAAACAAGAGGUUAUAAAACUACAGUCCAGGAUUUGGAACUGGAAGAAAAUCAGAUCAUGGAAAAUGGUAAAAUACAAGGUACAGGUGAUGGCAUGGAUGCAAUGGACUGUUCUCAGUUUCAGUCAAUGUGUUCGGAGCUGAAGUUAGGUUUUGGUAGGGUGGCCGAAGAUGUUGCCACCCUACGGCAAACCUACAGUCAACUGGAAGAGACAGUCUCCACCUAUCAACAGGAAACUAGUGACAAGAUCCUGUCUCUCAGAAACACGCUUAACACCUUACAGGAGGAUAUAGGCACUGCUCUAGCACAACUAUGUGAGAUGAAAAGCAACCAAAAAGACCUACAGAGAGACCUUGACCGCAUACAGAUCACACAUCACAGGAAAGGAUCAAGGGGGGAGGGCUCGGUGGAAGGCAACGGCUCCAUUUCCAGCCCAACAGACCUUAGUCACAUUCAGCAUUACAUCAGCAGCCUGUCAGCCAAUCAGAACAUUCAUCCUGAACAUGACAAUACUGGCCAAAAGAAGCUCCCAGUGUGGAGAGAAAGAAAAAGCAGCAAAGAUUUGACCGAGCAGAACAAUUCAAGUUUAACUCAGAGGCAGGCAGCAGCGCUGGAGUUGUUAGAGUCUGAGAGACUCUAUGUGUCGUAUUUGUCACUCCUUCUAAAGGCCAACAUCUCUUAUAAUGGCUCAGAGAGCAUCAACCUCAAAGAAAUACAGCCUUUCCCCUCCACUCUGCGUUUCUUAAUUCAGCAGCACCUGGAACUCUUGCACCUCCUCCAAGAGAGAGUUCUGAAGAGCCAUUUGCAGGGCAUCAUGGGUGAUGUUUUCCUAAGGCUCACCAGCAAAAAUAGUGACUUUCUGGACCACUAUUUAUCUUAUUUGAGGGAACUACCAGAGUGUUUGAAUGUUAUCAGUUUAUUCUCCUCUUCAAAAGCAGGUUUACUGGAGAGUGACAUUACAGGAGAUGAGACAUGCCAGUCACUGUACUCUCUGCUUCUAAAGCCUGUCCAGCGCAUCCCAGAAUACCAUACAUUCCUACAAAGUUUGUUGCAACAGACCGAAUCAGAGCAUCCAGAUUAUUACCUUUUACUGGUGUGUGUACAACAACUCAGAUCUUUCACGACACAUUACAGCCAACUGAUACAACACAACCAGGAACUCCUCACACACAAUCACACUGUGCGAGAACAAACACACAACCCAUGUACAAAUCAGCAGGAUUGGCCCUCACAAAGCCGAAAAGAGCUGAGCAGGUCUACAGGAAGACAGCUGUAUAAACUGGACUAUGAGAGCUCACAAAAUUAUAGUGAUCCAUCUCAAGGGUCGUGUCGUAACAAGCGCUACCCUGACUAUGAAGCAGCACCCUACCACUAUGAUCCAGAAAUCUCCUCCCCUGUAUCCCUCCUGACUGAUUCGGACUAUCGCCACAAGGCAGUACCAGUUCCCCUGCACAGCAUUCCAGAAUUAGACAGAGCCGGAUCGACCCUUGCUGAUGCUUUGGGUGCACUCCUGCCAUACAGAGGCGGAGACACUCCCUGCUCAAGUCCGUCCCAUUCCUCGGACUCCAGUAUUGAUAUCGCCUUUGUGCGCUGUAGUCCUUCCCACAGUCCACCUGACCUGUCCCAGAGUAGGGGGCGGAGUAGUGGGGGCAUGAUAUAUAGGUCCAACAGAGGCGGUGUGUUACUUGACUCGGCAGACAUUAUGAAGCCACGUCCUCUACAGGCAGUGCAAAGAAAGAGCAAAUCACUAAAUGGCCUGCAGAUGGACAGAAUUGAUAGCCACGCCCAGCAGAUGAGAAUUCCAACCCACCCAAAGCUUGAGCGCCAGUCAAGUGCCAAAACAAUAUUAAGACCAGGCAGUCCAAAACACAGAUACCAAAUACAACUUGAAUCAGAGGAACAACCACGGCCGAUACAUCAAAAGGAUUCCAGAAGCCUAGUGUGGGAGGACCUUAAAUUGAAGGGUGUGUCUGAUGACUGUGACCACACACCCCUAAGUGAAAAUAGUAGGAAAGAGACUAAAGGAUUUAGGAACUCCUUUAAAAAGCUCUUUAAGAAAAAGUCUAGUGAUGGAAAAGAGAAGACAUUGAAAACUGAGUGCACAAGCAGCGGAAACAUGGAGUCAAACAGAGUCACUCAAACAAGAGAGAUUGACAGGGGAACUGCUGUUUAAACCCAAACACUGGAAGAGGAGUAAUUAUAAAACACACACUGGUUAAUGGAUCCUAAAUUACAAAAAAAAUCUUACAUGAUAAAUCAAUAUACAUUACACAUUUUGGGGGGAUAAAACUACAAAAUAAAAACUAUAGGGUUAAUGACUUAUUGUUUAAAACACUUCUAAUAAUAUAAACUAUGUUGUAUAUUGUCUAUACACAAAAAUAUUUACAUUGUGUAAAUAAAAACUUAUAAAUGUGUAAUAUAAAUGCUAAUUUGUUUUUGUUUA